Messenger RNA from Anopheles aquasalis, 4111 nucleotides. It is a transcript of the gene dap, whose product is annotated as cyclin-dependent kinase inhibitor dacapo. Gene Ontology annotation, molecular function: cyclin-dependent protein serine/threonine kinase inhibitor activity. The record is from RefSeq and is a predicted model, not a curated record. Gene Ontology annotation, biological process: regulation of cell cycle. Lineage: Eukaryota; Metazoa; Arthropoda; Insecta; Diptera; Culicidae. Gene Ontology annotation, cellular component: nucleus.
CUGUCGCAGCCGCAAGGUUGAUUGUUCCGAGUCGUCCUGCGGCGUCCCCUAUCUCUCGCUUCACGCACUCCCGUUUACCCUUUCGAAGGAAAAAGCAACACCAACUAGACGACGCGUUGCCGUGUUAUUUCGUGCGUUUGUGCGCGGUGUUUCGUGUUCAAGUUUUCAGUGCGUGAAGGAGAAAGCGGUUGUGCGGGGUACGUGAGCGUCGCGAAGGCCAACAACGGAGGUGAAAGUAGAACAAAGAAUUUUCGAUUCAAACAACGGUUGACAAUUGUGCGAGUGCGUGCGUGCGUGCCGUGUGUGAUUUAAAAGAAAUUCAUAAUCCACUGAAUCGAACGUUGUGCGCGUACCUAACCUCAAAAAACGGUCAACAAAUUUAAGCGGCGGGCGUACCUACCUCCCCCCGCACAAACACACCCAAGCGGACGGACGCGUGCGCCGACGGAUUUAUCGAAGAAAAAAAAGAGUUGAAAAACUGGGUGCGUUGGUAGUUGUGCUUGAUUGCGUCGCGUUUUCAUCGCGGUAUGCGUGCGGGCCCGUGUGCGCUGCGUGUUCGAGGGGGAUUUUUUCUUCGUCCGUAGAGUUUGAAUUAAAAGGAAAAAUUGUGUCGUCGCUACGAAAAGUGUUGAUUGUAUUGCGUGAAGUUUUCCCAGUGACUCAGUGGGCUUCGCUCGACCGAAACGCGUGACAAGAAAAGGACAAGUGCAAAACAGAACGGUGGAGCGCGCCAUCUUAGCAAAACAGAAUCGAUUGCGCAAAAAAAGAGAAACGCGACAAGAAAAGCGUACAGAAAGAAGAAGUGUGUAUAAACACAAAGUGUGAUCAAGCCAGCGUCUUUAUUGAGAGCGGUGCAAAUUCGAGUGAAAAUCAAACGGACCAAAUCGAAGUAAUCAUGGGUGCGCAGGUUUACAAUCGUAUGAUAGAGCAGCGGCUGCCUCACACUCCGCCACCGAUCCGGAUCACGGCGGCCAACCGACCGAUCGCUUCCUCCGGCAGUAACGCGGCUCGCAUCAAACGCAACCUUUUUGGCCGCGUAGACUCGACCACGGUGAAGCUGUUCGUUGAAGAACAGAUCGCCUCACAGAACGAGGAGAAGCGGAAGAAAUGGAACUUUGACUUUACCACCGGUCGACCGGACGAGAACGGAUCGUACAAAUGGGAGCGCGUUACUGCACCCGUUACCGUAUCACCAAGCUCGGCAAUGGUCACUCUAACCCGGGCUGCACACAUGUCCUCGACAUCGGCCGGACGACGAAGGGCACCGGUGGUGGAUGAGCGACAGGAGGAGGAGCCCCUCUCGAUGCAGAGCCUGUUGGAUCAGCGAGCGGAAAAGGCUAACGUCGGGGAGGUUGAUGUGUCCCCGGUCGACGAAGUGCCGGAAGCGAUUCGAACAUACCCGAAUCUGCGCAGCACCACAACCGCCACCGUGACCUCCGCCACGAUCGAACCACUGCCCAGCACACCGCCAUCAUCUCCUUCCAGUGGUAGCAGUAGCACCAGCUCGACAUCGUCGUCGUCGUCGCGUGUCACUAGAUCCCGGCAAAUGAGGAUUACUGAAUUCCUUAAAGAACGCAAGCGUCUCUCGACUGGCGCGUCGGUCGGCCGUACCCAAGCCAAGAAGGUGCGCCUGAUCGCGACAAUGUCCUCCAACGGUGCCGAUCCCAAGAAAGCCAUCACUUCGCCUGUAACCCGCCGCCACUCGGUGCCAUCUACAUCCUCUGGCUAAAUCUCGAGGACCACAUCAUUCGGACCACACUCCUCCAUACGGCUUUGACGCGAUAGAGAGUGAGAGGGAGAGAGGGGGGAGUGGAUGAAGGAUGCUAGCUAGUUCUAAAUUAAUCCCUAGACACGUUAAGGAAAUCCGCCCGCCCGCCCGCCUGCGUGGUUUUGCGGAAUGCAGUGAGGGUGGUUUUUUUGUAAUAAUGUAUUUUAUUUUCGAAACACCUUAACGUACUCUCGAUCUCGACUACGUUUUCUAGUUGAGAUAAUGUUAAAGUAGUUACCGGCUGCUGCUGCUUCUAUUUGAUCUUUUUAUUUACACAAGACCCACUCCCUUAUUAUGAGUUUUUACACAAUUGUUUUGGUCACUUCCUGCUGUCCUAUGCAAAAGAACAACCCGAUGAACGCGUACCCAAAUACAGAUGCCAGAGCGUUUAACCGAUGUGUUAACCGUGUGCUGCGCUCUGUCGUACGGGUGCGCUUUAAAUAUAUUUAAACGGGCCAGACAAGGGCGCCAUAGUCUUUUGCUUACGUUUUUACAACUUGUACACCGGCGCGCCAAAGCGGAACGGCAAAUUAUUAUUAUUAUUAUUUUCUACUUUUGUAAAUUAUCCUUUAUUUUUCUACACAUUAUUUACCCUCUAAGUAAGGUAUAGAGCGUACGAUUGAGUAAGAUGUGAUUAGUGGUAGUACGAUUUUAGGGACGUUUGAGUUUUUAACGUACGAUCGAUGAAUUGUAUGGAAAUUCACAUUCGUCAACGCAAACGUCGGAUAAAGCGAAUGAUUGAAAUACAGAUUUUCUCUAAUCAAUAGGAGGGCGUUCAAGUUACUCCUAUUGCUUACAGAAAGUACCCCGGUACCGUAGUAAAUGUCCUAGCAUAGCCCCAACAUCGGUAGCGUGUGCGUAGAGAAAGAGAAUGCGACCUUCUAGAGCCGGCGGAGAGGCUGUGCAAAAGGGAGCAUCCGUUUAUUGUAGCUAUGAGCUGUGAGUUAGUAAGGAGGGAAAUCCUUUUCCAGCAAAAUCCACAUCCCUCGAUCCUCGGUUGAGUGCGGUGCGUUUUUGGUGGCUUAAACGAUUUUAUUGCGUGCCGUCUCGUGCAUGCCUAGGUCAUAGGUAGGGCAACAGCUUCUUCAUCUUUUUUCUUCGCAUCUACUCAUCAAGUCACUCCGCUAUACACCACUGGUGUAUAACUUUUCACCUUUCACCGCUAAAUAAUUUUCUUCUUUUUAGUUCUUACGAAACUUUGCGUUUCAUCAUUCUGCGACAUGAGUUUUGUACAGAGCGAAUACGACGGAAGUAUAGAUCAAGACCGAGAAGCGUUCGUUCGUUAGCGUAUGUAGCGAUGGUAGUUGUGCCAAACGAUACUCGAUAUAAGCGAAGCAAUGGCAGAGGAAAGCGAAGUACAAAUCACUAUCAGAUCAUAUUCCCGACAGAGGGGAACCUCUUGUGUACGCGAGUUGUAGAAGGGAAGCGACCCGUGUUUGUUUUGCGUGAAUUCGUCAAACUAGCUUGCUCUCCUCCUAUAACUUCACGUCGUGAGUUGUUCUUCUAUCUGUUCAGAAUUCCCAAUUAGGAUCAAUCGAACAAUAUUAGAGCCCGAAAAAUAAGUAACCUGAUCAAGCGCAACCCGUUCACCAUGCAGCGUAAUCGUUUAAGCGGUAAAGUAACUUUCCUCGCUUGUUGUUCUUCGACUUUUCGGACACUGUGUUUGCAUAUGAGCCGAAAAAAUUGCGUUCGAUUUGAUUGAGUGUCGAAAUGUUCCCACCCUCUAGUAGUAACGUUAACGAUAGUGGUAAUACUAGUAGUAGCAAAUCGCAUAGCUUAUCCUGCAAGGAUAAGAACAUUAUCCCAUCGCUUGAUCACCUCGCUCUUCUCGCAGUGAUGAAGUGAAUGCGGUGACGAUGCGGUUUGAAUCUUCUUUCGCUGCUGCAUCAUAUAUAAGCUAAGGUGUACAUAGUGCUGCGAAUAAUUGUGAAACAGGUGGAUCUCUCGUACAUUAGGUGUUGCACUUUUGCUCCUUAUUGUAGGUUAAACUAUGAUUAGGCACGAUGUGGCGAGGAAAACGGGGGUAUGGGAUAAGAAGAGAGAGAGAAAAUUAAGGAAAACCAGAGAACCCAACACCAUUUGACCUAACAAAAGGCAAUCAAGCAUUCAUAAACAGUAGCAACAGUAGGAUCCAUCAGGCCCCGAAAGCAACAUUGUAUUUAAAAACAAAAAAAAAACUUCGAUCAAUUCUGAGAGGAGUGAGGAAUAGAAUCGAAGAGUUCGAUUCACGUUGAAUGCUUCGAUUCUCACCCUUCUCCCGCUUUUAAUUCCGCACUAUAAGAUCACCACGUAUAUUUCCGCUCCUGAAAAAGUACUAAAAUAAAUUUCAAAUGCAUAAAUAUA